AUGCUGAUUGCUUCAAUAGGAAAGAAUAAGAAAAGAACCAAAAUCGACAACAUUAAACAGAAUAGAGAAAGUAAACAAAAUGGGUGCAUUGCUAAGUAUGGUAAAAAGUUCUUAAUUGGAUAUCAAGAAGGUAAAGAAUAUCACUUGGGAGCUAUGAAUGGCGAUAUGCAACUCACAAACAAAUUUGAAGUUGUCACAGAUGUUACGGGUUGGGGUGAUAGAGAUGACUCUUUCAGAAAACUCCAAAAUGGAGAUUUUUUUGGGUUAGAGCACCACAAAAAAAUAAAGGAGAUAAACUUGUGA
Molecule: messenger RNA, 303 nt
Organism: Entamoeba invadens IP1
Lineage: Eukaryota; Evosea; Mastigamoebida; Endamoebidae
Exons: 1
Coding region: 1-303 (100 amino acids)
Source: RefSeq, a predicted model, not a curated record